Sander lucioperca (pikeperch) is the source of this 8070-nucleotide messenger RNA. It is a transcript of the gene camk1da, whose product is annotated as calcium/calmodulin-dependent protein kinase 1Da. The record is from RefSeq and is a predicted model, not a curated record. Gene Ontology annotation, molecular function: calcium/calmodulin-dependent protein kinase activity; calmodulin binding; ATP binding. The transcript has 11 exons. Gene Ontology annotation, biological process: peptidyl-serine phosphorylation. Bases 264 to 1577 code for a protein of 437 amino acids. Gene Ontology annotation, cellular component: intracellular anatomical structure; cytoplasm. Lineage: Eukaryota; Metazoa; Chordata; Actinopteri; Perciformes; Percidae.
GAGGGAGAGAGAGAAGAGGAGGAGGAGGGAGCCACUGAGGCGGCAGGGACACGGUAACCUGCAGGAGGACUCACAUGGUCCUGCAGCAGAGGAGCACAGACCACCGGGACACUCCAAACCUCUUAACGUCACAUUCAGUUCGGCUUAUUCUACUUUUUUUCAGAUAACGUUAACGUUACCGCUCCCUUUUUAUUUCAUUUGUUUCUCGCAUCCCUCCUCCCGCAGCCCAGUGUCGGUCGGACUUGGGCCGGUAAAGCAGCGCCAUGGCCCGGGAGAACGGAGACACCGGCAGAGGAGAGACGUGGAAAAAACAAGUCGACGACAUCAAGAAAUUUUUUGAUUUUAAAGAAGUCCUCGGCACAGGAGCUUUUUCCGAGGUGGUCUUGGCCCAGGAGAAGCUGACCGGACGGAUGUUUGCGGUGAAGUGCAUCCCUAAGAAGGCUCUGAAGGGGAAGGAGAGCAGCAUCGAGAACGAGAUCGCCGUGCUGAGGAAGAUCAAGCAUGAGAACAUUGUGGCACUGGAGGACAUCCAUGAGAGCCCUGACCACCUCUACCUGAUCAUGCAGCUGGUGUCUGGCGGAGAGCUGUUUGACCGAAUCGUGGAAAAAGGUUUCUACACGGAGAAGGAUGCAAGCACGCUGAUCCGACAAGUUCUGGACGCUGUGAACUACCUGCACAAGAUGGGCAUUGUACACCGAGACCUGAAGCCAGAGAACUUGCUGUAUUUUAAUCCCCAAGACGAGUCAAAGAUCAUGAUCAGCGACUUUGGUCUUUCCAAGAUGGAGGGCAGCGGGGAUGUCAUGUCCACUGCCUGCGGCACGCCGGGAUAUGUGGCUCCAGAGGUUCUUGCCCAGAAACCGUACAGUAAGGCCGUGGACUGCUGGUCCAUUGGAGUGAUCGCCUACAUCCUGCUGUGUGGUUACCCUCCGUUCUACGAUGAAAACGACUCCAAGCUGUUCGAACAGAUCCUGAAAGCCGACUACGAGUUUGACACACCCUACUGGGACGACAUAUCAGACUCAGCCAAGGAUUUCAUUGGCAGUCUGAUGGAGAAAGAUCCAGCCAAGCGUUUCACCUGCGAUCAGGCACUCAGACACCCCUGGAUCGCCGGGGAUACAGCACUCUGCAAGAACAUCCAUGAGUCAGUCAGCCGACAGAUCAAAAAGAACUUCGCCAAGAGCAAAUGGAGGCAAGCGUUCAAUGCCACCGCCGUGGUUCGGCACAUGAGGCGGCUGCAGCUUGGCAGCAGCAUGGGGAGCAGCGUGGACGCCUCCAACCCGCCGACCAGGCCGAGCCAGACGCAGAGGCCGGCCCAGAGCCAGAGCCAGGCGGGCCAGAACCAGCCAGCUCAGAGCCAAAACACCGGCCAGGCGGCACAGAGCCAGAGCGCCAACACAGCCGCCAGCAAAAGCUCUUCCAUAGACAACAACAUAGCAGCUCCCCGCAAGGAAUGUGCAGCUGCACCGGUCACGCCCUGCAGUCUGGCGUCUGCAGCCUCUUCUCCGGCCGCCGGGGCAGAGCUGAACCGGCCACAUCCCUCCGCGGUCGCCGCUCCGGUGCUCACGGAGACCAAGUGACGCCAGGUCCCGCGGGGAACCAGCUGGGAGGCCACGGCGCUGUGAAGCAGAGAGACGGAAAGAGACGGAGAACGACAGAAGAGGAAGAUCUCCCUCUUCUCCCCCCCCCACCUCUUCUUCGUUCCUCCCUCUCCUCACUGCAUUUCUACUUGGAUGCGCCCCCCCACCCCCCAGCAAGUUCCCCGCCCUGCUCCCAAGAGAGCAGAUGACUUUACCCCUGCCCCACCGAUUCAAGCCACACAGCGUACUGUACGUUCGCCCGCCAAUCAGCCCACCCACCCACCCACCUACCAGGACGCCGUGUAGGAUUCCUCCUGACUCUUCAGUGAGGAAGUUUGUACGGCCGGCUGUGAUUGGUUGCUGUCUAAUGAUUAAAUGGGGUGUCGACUGCUGCGAGCUCGAGCAGUUAAUUGGUGGUUCACGGUGGGGCCGGUGGUGAUAUUAUUCAAUGUCAGUCAACAUCAACUUCCCUCUUGAAUCUGGUCUUUCCUUCGACACUUUAUUUAGCUUUUUUUUCUUCCAAAUUAGGUUUGACUGUUGACAAUUGGAUUUUUUUUUUUUUUUUAUUAUUACGGUUAAUGUUAAAGGUGGUAUGUGUAACUUUUAAAAAAUUUGAUAGUGCUACUUUGGUAUAAUUACUGGAAAUAAUCACGACCAUCGCAGGGAUGAUGAGUCACAUCCAGCAGAUUACCUCCAGAUCUGACCUGGUGACAGAGGCUGUCUUCUUAGGGAUGAUCUGAUUUGUUUGCACUAAUUGUACUAAUGUAGCAAACUAAUGUGACAAUGAUGUCAUGUGAAAAUGCUACAUAUUGCACCUUUGAGAUAUUUUAUUUUAUGUCCUUAUGGGCUUGUUUGUCUGUUUGUGCUUUAAUAAGUGCUUUAAAAGUACCAUACGACUGUUGAGAUGGGGAAACAUGAAUAAGCGCUUUAUGUAUUUUGCACAAAGAGGGUCAGAUAUGUUCUCAGACACAGAUUAGCCACCAUCCACCUAUGUUUAUCAGAGAGUAGAGAUUGUAAAUCUUUAUGUAUAAAAAAAAAAAAGAAAUAAUAACCCAGAGUGGAUGUUAGAGCAUUGUACAGCUUGUUUAUUGCCUGAAAGAUUCUGAUCUGUUUAUUAUUUUCUUACUUUAUAAGACUUAUAUAACAAUCACCCUUUAAGGGACACACACACAGGUUACUAAGGAACAUGCAGCAGGUUUAGGAUAGGAUAGAGGUAUUUGCUGGAAACUGCCUCCAGUUGAGAAUGUUAGCGACUACACGAUAGCUUGGCGUUUGAUUUUCCUAAACUAAGGAGCCCCAAGCAGCGCGGUGCAGUUCCAAGAUGGCUACAAGACAUGCUACAAAGCAUCUCAAGACACCAAACUGCUUCCCACAUGGGUCCUCAGAGUAUUUGGCUUGGGUGGAGACAAGAUGGAGAGGCUGUCGCCUGCCGCUUUUCCUCCCCCCCCCCUUGCUCCAAAGAAGCCAUUUUUGCAUCGUCAAGCUUCACCCAGUUCAGAAGUGCUCAGGGAAAACUGUGGCUGCACUGUGAGCUGGUGAAUACCCAUUUUCCUGGUUUAGGUUGUUCCGUCAGUGUUUUUGGUCCAGGUGUUGUGGCAUCACAGUUAAUGAUCCAGAGCUCAAGGCAUUAGCUGCGUCCCCAUUGCAGUGUUGUAGUGACUUCUGACUUGAAUAUUGAAGACUGAAGACUUGGGCCCAGACUAUUCCAUCGAGGACUCCAAGGUUGUUUUUUUACUCGAUCAUCUUGCAGAACUUGUUCCGCAAUUUUUUGGCUCUUCUGUAUUUUGUUGAUGCAAUUCCCAAUCCUGGAACAGUGAGCCAGAGCUCUUUGCUUGACGGGAUUUGGACGGAAGCGCCAAAACAACAUGGAGGAUAGGUUAGUUCUUGCUGUAUUCGGGGAUCCCUUCCUUUAUGGCCCAACAGCAGACAGUUAUUGUGACCGAAAUCAGAAGCUUGGUUAGCGUAGCUUGGUUCACACCAGUGGCGAUUUUAGACCCUUUUUAGGGGGGCUCAAGCCCCCCUAAAUUUCAUCUCAGCUCCCCUAAAAAUUAUAAUAAUAAAAAACAUGUCUUAGUGCUUCAAGUUAGAGUUUGCGAACUUGUCUGUUUGUGACAGAGGGCAAACUAUUAAUAUCCUGUGUCGCAGUCGCCAAUGCACCUGUAACCCAGUCAAGGAAAGUUUUAUUUUUUUAUUAAUUUAUUGUUUACACCUCAUUAUCAUUUCAAUUGAUUCUGGUAUGAAUGACUUAAAUCCACAACUUGGAGUCCCUUUUUAAUCAUUCUAAGUUCCAUAUGACAGACUGACUUUGUUUUAAUUUGUUCUUGAUGGAACCUUCUCAUGACUCUGACUCAUGAUUGCAGCAGCCUGGAUUGUGUCACUACAUAGACAUAACUCAGAGGGCAGAACUGUACGAUGUUGGGUGCCUACCUACGCACACAUAUCAGAUUGUCAUGAUGCAAUUCUUCUGAUCCCUUUAUUGUGAAUUGUAGCCAAAGACUAGUGCUAGGUACAAAGACAAUUUGGUUCAUUCUACUCGAUGAAUUAGGGAGAACAGAACUAGAUAGGAAGCUGUUCGAGUGGACUACAACUAAGGGCUGAACUCUAGCUGCAAAUUAGUUUGGAGAGAAAUGUAUUCGCCUUUGAUCCCUUCCUAAUCUGUUGCCAUUUACCUUUUCAUUAGCUACACAGAGUGCUGCUGAAAAAGUGAGAUCACAGCUGGAUAAAAGGCAAAUGACAGUAAAUCAACACUCACCCAAGCUUUCUGGAAUUCACUUUUGGCUCGCCGCGUCGUGUGUAUUGAGUUCCACCGAUUUGGCACUGAAGUUGACUAAAACAAACCAUGACAAGGCAUUUGUGGAUGCUGUCCAGUCUAAAUCUGUCUCCCUCCUUACUGUGUUCUCUGUCUUUUGACAGCAGCACCUACUUCCUUCAAUAAGCUCUGCAAGGACAAUUCCAGUGUGUUUGGAUUUUCUGGUCUUUCCCACUGUUUUCCUAAACCAAAAAUGUGUUAGUCCCCCCCAAUACUUUACAACCUGCCCCAUCUGUAGCUCUCAGCCCCAAGCCAAUUGGCUCCAACUGAAGACUUAAAUCUUUCAAAUUGAGUCACAGAUCUGUAGUUGACAAGAGAAAGAACCUAAUGUAACGAAAAAGGCUACCAGCUAUUGGUUGAAAGUUUUACUUUGAAUCUUAAGUUUUUGCUUUAUUAACAAGCAGAAAUGCAGUACCAAAUCACUGUCACUGUCACUGUACAAUUUUAUAUUAGCAGUCUGGUUGUAAGCCGUCAUUCACAGUGAUGGAUUUACACUCACUGCAGUACAUGGCUCACGGUGUAAUUGAAAACGCUUUAGCGAAACUGAUUUCUAAUUUCUUUUUGGUGUCGUAGGAAUGUAAAAAUAAGACAAACCGUUAAAAGGAUAGGAAUUUUUGUCAGAAACCUCUAAUCACACGGGAAUUGUCCACCUCGUUCCUAUGUAUGGGACUCCAAACACACACACCAGAUCUACUAUGUUGUUGUUCAAGCACUUAGGCAUAAAGUGUGAAACUUGCAGAUGUGGUAACAGCACCGACAUGGUUGAUGCUUUUAGACGAAUCAUUGCAGUUUGUCCUAGCAACUAAUCCAGUCAUAAUAGAGUUUAUGUUCAAUAGUUUUGUUAGGGUUAGGUGUGUAAGAAAAGGCCAGUUAGCCUGAUUUAUUUUAUUUUAAAUGUGCAGUCAUAGAGAAAGCUAACAUUUUAGUGUUUCUUACUGAUUUACAACACCCACAUUGCACUACACCGUUCACCUUUCAGAAAUAUAUAUUCAUUCUGACGUUUUUACAGUGGGGUCUUGUGUUACAUGUUUCUCUACUAACCAAACUCUAAAGUCAAUCCAUGUAGUUAUCCAUGUGUUAAUGAGGGGAACUUUUAACCAUGUAAGGGCUUUAUUCCAAUGAUCACCUUAAUCUAAUUAUUCACUGUAACCAUGUAUACUGUACAUCCCCAUUGAUUGCUAUGCAUUUUUUUAAACAUUUUUAAGUGUUGUCAAUGCUUUUUCUUGGAAGUGGGAUCAGGAAACAACAUCAGCACCUAUAGUUAAAAAAAAAAAAAACUUUGUUUGGGGGAAAAAAAAUAGUUGCAAGACACAGAAUCCCUGCCAGAUCUUAGACAAUUACAAUCACUUAACUAUUAAUUAUUAUUAUUAUUAUUAUUAUUGAAUGAGCGUCAUUGUAAAAGUGGUGUACCAGGUUUCUCCUCUGGCACAAAAGCUGUUAACCAAUCGACAGCCAACACGUAAGAAUAUGUUUAGUCAAAUGUGAUGUCGUCCACUUCAGUGUGGACGUUUGGGUUUACGAAUGUAUUGGGAGGCAGGCUGAGGGUUCAGGUUCAUGCUGCUCUGUGGUUUUAUGUCUGCUGUUAAAAAAAAAAGUUUUCUGAAUGGCUCUUUUCAUGUUAAAGAUGCUACUGUACACUACUACUGCACUGUAAAUAGAUUGUGAAUAUGAAUGAUCAUUUUCAAGAUAAUAUUUACAAAAGUUUUGCUGUUAAGGCACGUGAGAGUGAACGAGUAAGCGAGUGAGCGUGUCGAGGGAAGUUGAUUGUAUUCUCUAUGGAAUGUUUAAUGUAAAAACAAAACAAACAAAAAAAGCUAAAAAAAAAAAAAAAAAAAUCCCCUUUACAGUUUGCUGUCAUAUAUACUGUCCAGCACUGUGUGGCUGCCAUCUGCAGAGCUACACAGUGCAGUUUAACGCCAUUAGUGUUCCACCACCACUUCAGUGUCAGUCCAACUAAAAGUGAAAGCAUCGUUUACUGAACUCAGGCUUAUGUUUUUGCCAUUCUAAAGGAAGAAAUCCAAAGCUGUGACCGACUCCGAAACACACUGUUAAGGACGAGGGGCGCUCUCGUCCACCCUUUCCCCUUUGAGCUCACACUCCCUUUUUUUUUUUUUUUUUUUUUAAAGAAGUCGCCGUCACAAAAGAUGAAAACACAAGCAUGUCGAGAAAAAAGUGCUUCAAGAAGUCAACUAUACCAUGAGUGUUUUGCAUAAUCUUAUAUGCCCUUGUAUGAUGUUAGUAUCUCUGUAAUAUGUAAAGAUGUACACAGGUUGAGAGUUUCAAGUCCACAAAAAGCUGAGUUUACUCAGUAGAAGAGUUUCACUUCUACAAACAGUUUGGAUAGGCGGAAAUAAUCUCAUCACUUAAUGCAACACAGCUAACUGACAUUUAAAUAAGGAGGGCUGGAUACCAUGUUCCAAUGUAAGUUGCUCUAAUGCUGCUUAUGGGAGUGACUUCCAGCUGAUUUCCUGCAUAACAUGUGGACAUGGCAUGAAAAUAAUUUAUUAACAAAAACUUUUUUAUUGUACCAAGUGGCAAGGAAUGUUGUUUAUUUAUUCAUGACCUUUACAUUUCUUACUUUAACUUACCUAGUUAGCAAUAGCCUUAUAAAGAUAGUAGGAAAUUUAGCUAGGCUAGGUAGCUAACUUAGAUAGCUUAUAUAAUGUAUUCCAAAAAGUCAAAGGCCAGCCCUGUUGCUUACUUUGCUUUUAAGUAAUUUAAGUAGGCUACAUGUAGCUAUUGGCUAUGUGCAUUAACUUACCUAGCUAGCAAUAGCCUUGUAGGGCUAGUUGGAAAGCUAGGUAGCUAACUUAGAUUGCAUUGUGUAUAUAUAUCGUGACUAUUUUAUCCCAAACGAGCAAAGGCUAGCACUGUUGCUAACUCUGCUUCCAAGGAAGUCAAGUCCAUAGCUAUUGGCUAUGUUCUUUACUUAGGCUACAUAGUUAGCGGUGGAUGUCAUGCUUAAUUCUACACAUUAAUAUAUUUGCUUUGUUGGCUCAGAAUUCUUCUACUGAACUAAACAAAGAUGUGAGUUUACUUAUAUGUAAAUGUUUCGGUAUAAAUUGUUGCCAAAUACUUUAGGAGUCACAAUAAUAGCAUUGUCUCUCAUGUACUCAAAAGGUUGUAAGCAUUAGUAAAUCCAGUGCAAAGCUGCCUUGCUAGCAGCUGUGCUUCGGUCUAGCUAAUGUUAAAAACAGCCCUUUACCUCAAUAUUUGACUCAACUAAUAGAAGAAGACAUGCCUUUAUUUAUCCUGUAAGGGGAAAUUCACAUUUAAUUUAAUGAGAGCAGCUCUGCCUCUGAGAAUUGUUUGUAGGACUAAAACUUUAUACAAUCUGCUUUUUUGGGACCCAGUGUCUCCCUGUGGGUGUCCUCGUCCAGAGCCUGCUGAGUUGUAGCUGGCUGUAUUGUAUUUACUCUCUGCAUGUGACCACAACAAAUUCCCAUCCUGUGCACCAUCACCACGCCCACGACACCCAUGUUUCUCAGAGCAGGCACCGCCUGCCGCACUUAUUGUGCUGUGAUGACGAUUAUGAUGAUGAUGAUGACUUUCUGUUAAUGGGGCUUGUAUAUCCGAUGCCUUCGACAAUCGUGCACAUAUCAGAGUUACCAUGACAACACAGGGCAGAGCGACUGAUUGUGUUUUGUUUGUCUUUCUCCUGGAAUAAAUCCUGAAUGAUGGUAA